AUGGCGGACGUCAAAGUUGACAGUUCUGACUCGGACCAGGCUCCGAAGAAGAAGCGCGCCAAGAACUCCAGGAACACAAAGACAAUCCAUAGCGCUUCUGAUCAGUCUUCCGACGAAGAAGUUGCGCCACCACCGAAACCAGCGCCGAAGAAGGCAGCUCCUGGAAGGCCCAGGAAACGCGUGACUCGUCAUGACAGUGACUCUGAUGAGGAGCAGUUUCGCAAAUUCGAGGAACAGGGGAUUGAAUUAUCCGCCCAGGAAAAGGCGGAUUUUCCAAAGAUGACCGAGAUGCAGAAAGAGCAGCUGAUAUUUGACAAAGGCGAGGAGCUUGCUCGCCGCCGUACGAGGGAAGCCAUAGAGCUCAAGAUUCGUCUGCGUAAACCCGGAAAAGUGGUGCCACCGAAGGAAACUAGCGACGAGGAUAGUGACCGCGAUUCCGCAAAGCGUAGUGAGUCGCCGGUUCAGCACACCAGCCGCUACGAAUCGGCUUCACAGCGUCGCCCCGUCAGCGAUAAGAAGAAGAAGGAAAAGAAUGCCCUCGACGAUUUGGUGAAGAAGCGCAAUGCCAAGCUGAAGCGCGACGAAAAGCACGCUCGGGAAGAGGCAGGGAGGGAUUCAGACACCAGUGUCGGAUCCACGCGGACGUCUUCCUCAAGGUGGUGGACAAAGCAGAGUGACGAUAAAGAGAAUUGCGGUCCAAAGCCUUCUGAGAGUUCCAAGUCCAAGGCCUCACGCCGUUCAUCUUCUGAGUCAUCAACGAACACUCGUGCUCGCAGUCCUACUCCAGAGGAGGAAGAGCAAGGCACUCCGAUUGAAACGAAGGCUGACAUCAUGAAGGCUUUGCUCACCCGCUCUACCCUUGCCAAGUUUGUUCACGCUCCGUUCUUCAAAAACACGGUGAAGGAUUGCUUUGUCCGUGUGAACGCUGGUUUGCCACCGAACGCCUACGGUCGUCCUUAUAAGAUUGGCCUUGUUUUGGACGUUUUGGAGACAGCCAAGACGUAUGAAUUUGAAGGACAGCGCACAAACAAGGGUUUGAAACUGCAGUUGGGACCCAGAUACGAACGAAUUGUGCGACUGGAGUUCAUCUCUAAUCAGCCUAUCACCGACACUGAUUUCCAAGAAUGGUUCGUCGCGAUGAAGAAUUCGAAUCUCGGUCUACCGAACAUGGAACAAGUAGAGAGGAAAAGCGUCGAGGUCAAAGACGCUUUGUGCCAUAUAUUCACCGAUACUGAGGUGGAACAGAUGAUCAAGGAGCGUCGUCGUUUCGAACAGAAGACUGGCAACUUUGCCACAAAAAAACGUUUGCUGAUGAACGAAAAGCUAAGUGGU
Messenger RNA from Mesorhabditis spiculigera, 1332 nucleotides. The record is from the annotation of a GenBank genome assembly. Lineage: Eukaryota; Metazoa; Nematoda; Chromadorea; Rhabditida; Rhabditidae.